CGCCCUACUCAUGUCUAACAGCACUGUCCCAGCGGACCCAGCCGUAGAGGUGCCCUUGUUCCAAGGCCGGCUGCCCUUGCUUGUGGAGCCAGCAGUCAUCAUCAUGCUCCUUUGUCUAAUGUGCUCCCCGACGAAGUCUCGCAUCGACCAGGAAAAGUCAAAGCUUGGCUCUUUCUUUACACGAUCAUGGGCUCUAGUGGCCGCCGUGCAGCUCAUCAACGUGUUUUACACCAUCUUGAUCUAUGAGCGACAUGAUGGGGCAUUUCUGACACUCGAUACGCCUUCUUCGGUCUCCGAUAAAACAGUGCCUGGUGUUCGGCCUGUUAUGUUCUCUGUACUCUUCGCAAUGAUUACGGUGUUCUACGCCCAAGUUGGAAUGACCGUCAUAUACUCCCAAGCAUCCAGAGGACGGAGCUUCAAAAUACGGCUUGCCCUAUUUGCACUAGCUGUCCUUGGAUUUGGGUGGACUGGAGGUUCAUGGAUCUCCUUCGGUCGUCUGUGGCCUGGGCGCACAUUCGUGGAGGAACUCGAAUGGAUGAUGCUGGGGCAGAUCUUCAGCAUUUCUUUCGAUGUCCUUAUGUAUGUGGCUCUCUGCCGUCUUCACCGAGAAGCUGAUGCGGAUAGGCAGCCCCAGCUGUCCAGAUUAAUCUCCAUCGCAUAUGUCACGAUCCAGAUUUCUGUGGUAUUGAUGAGCCUGAGAGGUUUUGGCAUGCUCUUCCGCAUGCCCUGCAACGGAUGGCUCGAUUAUACCUUCAAGAUUGGUGGUGGAUUAAUCACCUGGAACAUUCAUCUUUUAUCAUUUUUCCUUAUGUGGAUUAUGAUCGAAGGCGAUACGCAGGUCGCAGCUGGUGCAGGAAAUCUCGCUUCGGAGAGCGACCCAAUUGCGGCGGCCAAAGAUACUGUGACGUUGAUAGAUGUCUAGGCUUCUGGUUCCUUCCUUGUGUCUGUGGCAAGUACUGAAAUGAUCUCGGUCACGGUGACAGGACCAAAGCACUACCACUUGUUGUAAUCUAGACUUCCGACUCGGAAACAUAACUUACUGCUGGUACACUACUAAUUCAUCUUUUACAAUCA
Messenger RNA from Phanerochaete carnosa HHB-10118-sp, 1074 nucleotides. RefSeq lists its product as uncharacterized. The transcript has 17 exons. Lineage: Eukaryota; Fungi; Basidiomycota; Agaricomycetes; Polyporales; Phanerochaetaceae. The record is from RefSeq and is a predicted model, not a curated record. The coding region runs from base 11 to 922 and encodes 303 amino acids.